Molecule: messenger RNA, 426 nt
Organism: Adineta ricciae
Lineage: Eukaryota; Metazoa; Rotifera; Eurotatoria; Adinetida; Adinetidae
Source: the annotation of a GenBank genome assembly
AUGGGACAAAAAUCGACAAAAAACAAAAAGGAUCUACUCCAUCUGACCGAAGAAGAUGUCGAUCGUUUGACGAAAAAUACCACGUAUUCCAAACAACAAAUUCAAGACUGGCAUCAAGGAUUUCUUCGUGACUGUCCAAAUGGAAAACUUGAUAAAAAGAAAUUUUUAGAAGUCUACAAAAAAUUCUACCCUGAAGGCAAAGCUGAAAAGUUCUGUGGACAAGUAUUCAAAACAUUCGAUUCGGAUGAUAAUGGUUACAUUGAUUUCGUUGAAUUUCUCAUUGCGGUUAACAUAACAUCUCAUGGCGAUGUUCGAGAAAAACUUCGAUUGGCAUUUGACAUGUAUGAUAUGAAUAAAAACGGCAAGGUAAUCUUAUUUUUGAAGAAAUGUUCUCGUAGAGAUGAGCAGAAGCAAAUGACUAUGUAA